Salvelinus sp. IW2-2015 is the source of this 1859-nucleotide messenger RNA. RefSeq names its product gap junction protein gamma 2 (gene gjc2). Gene Ontology annotation, biological process: cell-cell signaling. Lineage: Eukaryota; Metazoa; Chordata; Actinopteri; Salmoniformes; Salmonidae. The record is from RefSeq and is a predicted model, not a curated record. Gene Ontology annotation, molecular function: gap junction channel activity. Gene Ontology annotation, cellular component: connexin complex.
UCAGAAUGUGAGGCAUUCACAGGAGAAAGAGUUCAGUUCCGUCCUCACUCAGUGGAUAAACAGAAAAGAGAAAGGAUAGACAGAAAAUGCUGUAAUAACAUAUAGUCUUAGUAUAAGAUGUUUGUUGAUUUUACUAUGUGGGGAAGAUAAUGUUGUUGUUAGCUAGUGGGGGUCACGGUAUCAGAUCAGGAUCAGGAUCAGGAUGGACCCUCCAUUUCAUUGCUGUUGUGGAGACUAUGCACGGGAGCUCUAGAGAUGGCCGUGGAAAUGUGGACAAAGUUAUGUUUGAACAUAGCGUGCGGUGCAACUUCUUCUCCAGAUUCUAGUUGAAAAGCCUCUAUGACCACCAUGAGCUGGAGCUUUCUAACUCGUCUUCUGGAAGAGAUCCACAACCAUUCCACCUUUGUGGGGAAAGUGUGGCUCACAGUGCUCAUCAUCUUCCGCAUCGUGCUGACUGCCGUGGGGGGCGAGUCCAUCUACUCGGACGAGCAGACCAAGUUUACCUGCAACACCAAGCAGCCCGGCUGUGACAACGUGUGCUAUGAUGCCUUCGCCCCGCUUUCGCAUGUCCGCUUCUGGGUCUUCCAGAUCAUCAUGAUCUCCACCCCCUCGGUCAUGUACCUGGGCUACGCCAUACACAAGAUAGCCCGCGCUUCCGAGGUGGAGCGCCGGAAGUUCCACCACCGGAAGAAGCCCAUUCAGGCCCACAGGUGGAGGGAGAGCCACCCGCUUGAGGAGGUGCUGGAGAAUGAGGACGAUGAUGCAGAGCCCAUGAUCUACCAGGAGGACGUGGUGGAAGUCCAGGAGGUCAAGCUGGAGCCGGCCAAGCCUCAGAAACAUGACGGCCGCCGGCGGAUCAUGCAAGAGGGCCUGAUGAGGAUCUACGUCCUGCAGCUUCUGUCCCGGGCCGUAUUUGAGAUUGGCUUCCUGGUGGGCCAGUAUCUUCUCUAUGGCUUCCGUGUUAAUCCGUCCUAUGUGUGCAAUAAGGUGCCCUGUCCCCACAAGGUAGACUGCUUCAUCUCUCGGCCCACAGAGAAGACCAUAUUCUUGCUCAUCAUGUACGUGGUCAGCUGCCUCUGCCUGCUCCUUAAUGUUUGCGAGAUGUUCCACUUGGGUAUCGGAAAGUUCCGGGACACUCUCCGCAAGAGGAGGAACCAGGGGGGGCGACGGCCCUCGUACAGCUACCCGUAUUCCCGUAACAUCCCCACCUCUCCCCCCAUGUACAACCUGGUCAUGAAAUCAGACAAGCCCAACAGGAUCAUCCCCAAUAGUCUUAUCACCCACCAUGAGAAGAACAUGGCCAACGAUGCCCUGGAACAUCACCAGGAGUGCACCAGUCCAGACGAGAACAUCCCCUCGGACCUGGCCAGCCUGCACCGCCACCUACGGGUGGCCCAAGAGCAGCUUGACAUGGCUUUCCAGACCUACAAUACUAACAAGAACCAGCCCACCUCCAGGACAAGUAGUCCAGUGUCUGGGGGCACCAUGGCAGAGCAGAACAGGGUCAACACAGCCCAGGAGAACCAAGGAGCCAGGCCAAAAUCAGCUACUACAGAGAAAGCUGCGACCAUUGUAAAAAACGGAAAGACUUCUGUAUGGAUUUAAGAAUGAUUAACUUCACGUGGUACAGUAAUCAUACUGAAAAGCCAUUUUUCAAUUUCCAGGACCAUAUUCUGCGGAUACUGGAAGAUGUGUGAGAUGAGACAAGAUAUUAAAGGCUUUGGAGCAUGAAUCGAUUGCACUGCCCGAAUACACUGUAAAAAGUACAAUUUCAUUCAACAUACAAUUGUAAGGCAACCAGCUGCAAUAGGAUUGUGAGUUUGCUCAACAACAUUUUCACACACAAAUGUUUUGUUGUG